AUGGCUGCGUCGGUUCUGGAGGAGGAAACACGUUAUGGCUCGAGUCCUUUGGCAAUGCUAACCGCCACCUGCAACAAAUUCAGCAACACCAGUCCAGUUCGUGACACAGCUACACCUGGCAAAACAGGAAACGCAGUAUCAGUAAAGAAAAUUUACAGCAUGACUUCCGACCUUCAGGUACCUAAAAAUGGCCGAACCAAUGAAGACCUCGUGGACUCUUAUAGUAACUCGUUCAACACAGGUGGAGGCCUGCUCACCCCUACAGGUAGCCCCCCUUUACCCACAGGAUCAUACAGCUCUGAAUACAGCCCUUUCUCCUCCUUCCAGAGCUCUACAGCUUCUCAGGAUCCUUCUCUUUUGGUGACCAAAGCACAUGCCACAGCAGACUGCCUUACUAGUGUUUACACCUCUCUGGACAUGACACACCCAUAUGGCUCCUGGUACAAGGCAGGUAUCCACCCUGGCAUCACCACUGCACCUGCCAAUGCUACAUCAUCUUGGUGGGAUGUCCACCCAGGUUCCAACUGGUUAAGUGCAGGCCAGACCCAGCCAGAUGGUCUCCAGGCCCCUCUGCAGCCUGUGGCUCCACAGGCAUCCCUUAGCCCUCCUAUGUCCAGCUAUAGCUCUGACUUCACUUCCCUUAACUCAGCACCAUAUUCUUCAGUGGGCCUCAGCUCUUCUUCACACCUUCUUCAGUCCUCACAGCACAUGCUCCCACAGGACAUGUACAAGCCCAAGCCAGUAUCCAGUGGCGGCCUUAUUGAGAGCUCUAUGGGCCUGAAGCCAGCUCGUGGUUCUGGGGCAUACACAGGCGGCACCACCACCAGCAGAUCCACCUGUGAUUGCCCCAACUGCCAGGAGCUGGAAAGGCUGGGUGCAUCGGCUGCCUCACUGCGCAAGAAGCCAGUACACAGCUGCCACAUUCCAGGCUGUGGGAAGGUCUAUGGCAAGGCCUCACAUCUCAAGGCACACUUGCGCUGGCACACAGGUGAACGUCCCUUCGUGUGCAACUGGCUAUUCUGCGGAAAACGAUUCACACGCUCCGACGAGCUGGAGCGCCAUGUGCGCACACACACACGUGAAAAGAAGUUUACAUGCUCACUGUGCAACAAGCGCUUCACACGUAGCGACCACCUCAGUAAGCAUCAAAAGACCCACUCAGAGACCAGUCUGCAGGGCAAAGCUGGUGGGGGAGAGGGUGAGACGGAGCCCAGGGUGCCAGAGGAAUCUGCAGAUCACAAUGAUGGAGCUCCAACUGUUCCUGGAAAUGGCAUGCAGGAGCACACAGCUAACGGAGAGAAGAAAAAUGCAGGAAACGCAGUGGACAACACCAGUGGACUGCUGGAGAUAUAA
Trichomycterus rosablanca is the source of this 1353-nucleotide messenger RNA. RefSeq names its product Sp7 transcription factor (gene sp7). The transcript has 2 exons. Gene Ontology annotation, molecular function: DNA-binding transcription factor activity, RNA polymerase II-specific; RNA polymerase II cis-regulatory region sequence-specific DNA binding. NCBI's taxonomy places the organism in Eukaryota, Metazoa, Chordata, Actinopteri, Siluriformes, Trichomycteridae. Bases 1 to 1353 code for a protein of 450 amino acids. Gene Ontology annotation, biological process: regulation of transcription by RNA polymerase II. The record is from RefSeq and is a predicted model, not a curated record.